UCAAUAUUCAAAAUGGAGAAUAGUAAGUUUUAAUGAUUUGUCCUGCACUACACAUCCUACCUGAGUUCUGCUCAAUUUGACAAGGUAGUGCAGUAUUUUGGAUAAGGUAUCGAGCUGUAUAAAUUACGAGAAUAAUAGAUCCUCCUAAACCAAGAAAUAAAAAAAACGAAGCUCUCUCAAUAAUGGAUCUGCAGUCAUUGCAACAGAGUUUAUCUAGCAACCCUCAGCAAGUUAGCAUGAGAAAGAGUUCAAAAUUUACUGAGAAAAAAGACCCAUUUAAGAGAUUAAAGGCUCUCCAAGAUUCUGAGUGCAAAUUUGGGCCAAAAGGCAGAAACUCGAUCACCGUUCAUCCUCCUGAAUACGAAGAAGAGGCUGUUGCAAGAGAAGAAGAUCUUAGAGAAGCCAAGUACUUCUGCAUGUAAUCUGACUUUAAUAGAAGGAAAAAGCAAGCACUUUUAAGUAAAGUCAAGCAAACAAGGAAAUAAAUUUUUGGAGCGAAGAGAUCAAAUGAAAGCUAAAAGAAGAAAUGGAGAGAAAACACUGGAUUCUUCUAAUGAUAGUAUCUCUGAUGAUCUUAAAAUGAUCAAAGAAGCUUGUCAGAGAAGAAAGAAAUCAAAAAGUAAAUUAUUCAAGAUUGUGAGAAGAGAUUCAUUUGAUUCAAGAUUCACUGAGGAAGAAAAACAGAAGCUAAAAGAUAGAAUGGAUGAGAAAUUUGGAGAAAAAGACUUGGACACUGUCAUAGAGCAAACAGAGCCUACUCCUUUCUGGAGCUAUCUCAAAAGAGACUCAAAUACAGCGAAGAAUCUUUGAGCAAAGGCUGAAGGGUAUCAGAUUGAUAUAGAUAUGAGAUCUGAUAGUCAGGCUACAGAAGGAUUGAAACAAACCCAACAGGCUAAGCCAAGAAAACAGCGAAAGAAGUGGAAUAGGGAAAACAAAGAAAAUCUGAUUCAGGCCAAUAAUAAUAAUAUCGCUUCUCAAAAAUAUCAGGAUAGUGAAAAGAUCACUGAACAUGAGACGUUCACUUUUGAAAAUAAAUCUGAAGAAGAAAAGAGAGUCCAAACCAAAGGGCCGUUUCGAAGAUACAUGAAACCUACAGAGAGUAGGAUAGCUAAAUCCAAAACUUCAACUGAUAAUCAAUCUUCUCUUUCUGAAGAAACCAAUAAUUACCACAACAGGCUGAGAAAGAACACCAAGGAUGCAAUAGAGAAAGAAAUUAAACUAAAAAAUGACAAUCCACGAGCAAGAUCUCUUGAUGAUUCCCAGUAUUUAAAGAAUGGUGUUUUCGUAGCCAGGAAGAUGCCUAAUUUUGGGAAUCAACAGUGGAGGCCUCAUUUUGGAACUAAAAAGAUAACCAAAGUAAAACCUUUCACUCUUCUGACAGAAAAGAGAGCCAAAAGUGCAAGGGUUGAUGACUUACAGAGGAGAGGAAAGCAUUGAAUGAUUAGUAAAAAGUCAACUAAAAUGCCUACAAUUCCUGUCAGCCCGAAAUUACUAACACAAGAAAGAUCUAAAAUGAGAUAAUUACUGAAUUUGCACACAAGUGUUAUAAUUU
Molecule: messenger RNA, 1552 nt
Organism: Moneuplotes crassus
Lineage: Eukaryota; Ciliophora; Spirotrichea; Euplotida; Euplotidae
Source: the annotation of a GenBank genome assembly